CUUUAGUUGUUAUGUGAAAAAUCUAUAUUAAAUAAAGAUCAAAAUAACAAAAAUACCGAAAUGAAUAAUGAUGAAUGAACUCAAGACCAGUUUCUAUCUAUUCAAAUAUCAAGAAUUAAUGUGAGAAGUUAUAUAAACUAUUUUAUAUAGAAAACUCAAAACUUCAGCAAAAUCAUAUUCUAAAUUACUCUUUAAAAAAACAAAAGCACAUUCGAUAAAAAAAAUAAUAAAAUAAUAAAAAUAAAAAACCAAAAAAAAGUUUAAACCCUCAAGACUAUCACUCUCACCCCACUUGCUGCCACUCUAUUAGGCCUCACCCACCUCCCCCGCCGCCGCCCUUCCCCGCACUACGGAUACCUCACUGGCCGGUGAAAUCACGCAGGUCCCCAAGUUCCUACUUUAAAUUCGUUGUCAUUUCUGUCUGACAUUUGUAUAGACAAUCUGAUUACCCAGAAGAGCAAAUCGUUCAAGUUUGUAGGUUGUAGGUUGUAAGGGACAUGAUCCAUGCUUCUUUUCCUACAGCUUGCAAGGCUUUGAACUUUGGAGCCAGAGCAGUACGAAGGUCAUUGGGUUUUCAAUCAUACUUUGCUCGCAAGGUUUUAGUCAGGCGGAUUCGGAUGGAAGGUAAAAAUCAGAACUGUAGCCUAAGAGGUGGAAAGGAGGAUUCAAGAGGUGCCUUGGUUGUUCUUGAAGGCUUGGAUCGGUGUGGGAAGACAACACAGUCUGCUAGACUAGUCACAAACUUGGAGAGGUUAGGAUAUUCAGCUGAGUUGUGGCGCUUUCCUGACAGAACUACUAGUGUUGGGAAAAUGAUAUCUUCGUAUCUUUCCAACGAAUCACAACUGGACGAUCAUACAAUCCAUCUACUCUUUAGUGCCAAUCGUUGGGAGAAGAGAUCGUUGAUGGAAAGCAAAUUGAAAAGUGGAACCACUCUUGUAGUUGACCGUUAUUCUUAUUCAGGGGUGGCUUUUUCGUCUGCCAAAGGACUUGAUAUCGAAUGGUGUAAGGCUCCGGAGAUUGGGCUAUUGGCUCCAGAUCUUGUAGUGUACCUUGACAUACCCCCUGAAUAUGAAUGUAUAUAUUGUCAGAAAGCUGCCGAAAGAGGAGGCUAUGGAGGUGAGAGAUACGAGCAGCUUGAGUUUCAGAAGAAGGUUGGUCACAACUAUCAGGUCCUCUGCAGUCCCACUUGGAAGAUCAUAGAUGCCUGUUCAUCCAUGGAGGACGUCGAGGAACAGUUGCAAGAGAUGGUACUUGAAUGUAUAAAACCAUGCCGAGAAGGGAAACCCCUCUCAUGUCUCUGGUCUGGUUAAAUUUUCUCUUCUCCGGAAAGGGCGAAGCGCUAGUAUCUUUGGAAGGUCGAAUGCAGAUUCCGGGCACAAUGAGCAGUGAACAAGCUUGCCCUGCUAUCUGUACGAGGAUUUCAUGUCGGAUCAUAGUACUACAUUACUCGUGUUUCAAAAGUAGAUUCGGUGUUUCGUACUCCUUUAACAGCGAAAAGGUCGUAAAAGUAUCAUCGGUUUCAAGGAUGCUGUCCGAUUGUGGUACUCUGACUAUUAACGUAUCAUUACUAUUUGUUGACUGAAAUAGACGAGAUUCCGAAUUUUUUUGAAUGAAUAUGAUUGUAACCUCGGCAUUUCAGCCUGAAUAUAUGAUAUGCAUGACAAUUGACAGGA
Messenger RNA from Pyrus x bretschneideri (Chinese white pear), 1673 nucleotides. RefSeq names its product thymidylate kinase-like. Bases 498 to 1310 code for a protein of 270 amino acids. Gene Ontology annotation, molecular function: dTMP kinase activity; ATP binding. The transcript has 7 exons. The record is from RefSeq and is a predicted model, not a curated record. Gene Ontology annotation, cellular component: cytosol; nucleus; cytoplasm. Gene Ontology annotation, biological process: dTDP biosynthetic process; dTTP biosynthetic process; dUDP biosynthetic process. Lineage: Eukaryota; Viridiplantae; Streptophyta; Magnoliopsida; Rosales; Rosaceae.